CAUAUUCCAAGACGAGGUGGACCGCUGCGUUUCAUGGCUCCUUUCUGUUGAUGGUCGUCCACUAAGGUCGCCAGCAUGGAUCAGACCGAGAAGGCUUUCCAGAAGCAGCCCACAGUCUUCCUUAACUCCAAGACAGCCAAAGAAAAGGGAGGCAAAACAAAGCGCCAUUUGCGUAAGGUUGGCCUGGGCUUCAAGACUCCCCGUGAGGCAGUUGAGGGUACGUACAUUGACAAGAAGUGCCCCUUCACUGGCAAUGUGUCGAUUCGUGGUCGCAUCUUGACUGGAGUGGUUCAAAAGAUGAAGAUGCAGCGCACCAUAACAAUCCGAAGGGAUUACCUUCAUUAUGUGAAGAAGUAUAAUAGGUUUGAAAAGAGGCAUAGGAAUAUGUCGGUUCAUCUUUCUCCAUGCUUCAGGGAUGUAAAGCCUGGAGAUAUUGUGACUGUUGGAGAAUGCCGACCUCUGUCAAAGACUGUUCGUUUCAAUGUCCUGAAAGUCAGUAAGGCCCCUGGCACAAAAAAACAGUUCCAGAAGUUCUAAAUAAAUAUCAAAAUAAGA
This is a messenger RNA of Procambarus clarkii (red swamp crayfish), 555 nucleotides long. It is a transcript of the gene RpS11, whose product is annotated as ribosomal protein S11. The record is from RefSeq and is a predicted model, not a curated record. Gene Ontology annotation, biological process: translation. Gene Ontology annotation, cellular component: cytosolic small ribosomal subunit; ribosome. Gene Ontology annotation, molecular function: structural constituent of ribosome. NCBI's taxonomy places the organism in Eukaryota, Metazoa, Arthropoda, Malacostraca, Decapoda, Cambaridae.